GGAACUUCGGGAGUGCCACAGCGUUAUUGUUGCUUGCCUUCAAACUUGUCGACGAAAGAAUAUCAACCGCGGACUCUGAAAGGAGCUCCAGAAGCGGACAUGGAUUUCGCAGGCUGAGCCGCCAUACUCAAUCAAGUAAUUAUUUCCCACUGAUAACGGAUCCGCACCUUCAGUUGGCGUGCAGUUCAUGGCGGGGUGGAGGGGAUUGACAAGGUCACUGCUCGAUAAUUCGCAGACGCGACGGCGCAAUGGAGUGGUCCAUGAAGAUAACGAUAGCCUUGGUCUGAAUAAGAUAUAAUAAGGAGUCAACCUCCCUUGAUUGAUCUUUUAUCCUGUAGAGCACCAACGAAGUCUUCUAUCCCGCCUUCGAACUUCAAAGUGUUUUGCAUAGGCUCGGAGACCCAAGGAUUGACAAUUCGACAGUCACUCAAUUCACGAUGGAGAUUGUCGACCGCGUCAAACAGGUCGCAUCUCACCUGACCGGCCAAGUUGAGCCGCACCCAUUCGACCCACUUACAGAGUCGGAGAUCGCGAAGGCCGUCAGCAUAAUCAAGAAAACGUAUCCUGAUCUACAUUUCAACGCAGUGACACUAUGGGAGCCCCGAAAGAAAGAAAUGCAGGCGUGGCUUGCGGAUCCAAAAAAUGUGCCUCGUCCUCAUAGAGUUGCGGACUGUGUGUGCAUUGGAAGGGGCAGCAAGGUCUUUGAUGGCCUCGUCGACUUGAACGAGGGCAAAAUCGUCCAGUGGGAGUUGACCGAAGGUGUGCAACCCUUAAUCACUAUGGAGGACCUUCAGAUCGUCGAGACCGUCGUCCGAAAGGACCCAAAGGUCAUCGAACAAUGCCGCUUGAUCGGCAUCCCAGCCGAAGAAAUGCACAAGGUAUACUGUGACCCAUGGACAAUUGGCUACGAUGAGCGGUUUGGUAGCAACGUGAGAUUACAGCAGGCACUCAUGUACUACCGUCCCGACAUCGACGACAGCCAGUACACCUACCCGCUGGACUUUUGCCCCAUUUUCAAUGCAGACACUCAUGAAAUCAUCCACAUUGAUGUUCCACCGGUCAGGAGACCCAUCAACAAGGCGCCACCGAACAACUUCCAUUCAGCAGCUAUUGAAAAGGAGGGUGGCUACCGAACUGACUUGAAGCCAAUCAACAUCACACAGCCUGAGGGCGUCUCAUUCAAGGUCACUGGCCGGACGAUCGAAUGGGUGAACUGGAAGGUUCAUGUUGGCUUCAACUAUCGCGAAGGCAUUGUUCUCAGCAACAUUACUUUCAACGACAAGGGCGAAGAACGGCCUAUCUUCUGGAGGUUAUCGCUAGCUGAGAUGGUCGUUCCGUACGGUAAUCCUGAACAUCCACAUCAGCGCAAGCACGCAUUUGAUCUCGGUGAAUAUGGUGGAGGCUAUAUGACCAACAGCUUGGCGCUAGGUUGCGAUUGCAAGGGCUCAAUCCAUUACAUGGAUGCGAAUUUUGUGAACCGUGCUGGAGAGCCAUAUACAAUCAAAAACGCCAUUUGUAUCCACGAGGAAGACAACGGGAUUCUGUUCAAGCACACUGACUUCAGAGACGAGUCAGUGUGCACCGUCACUCGUGCUCGCAAGCUCAUCAUCUCUCACAUCUUCACCGCUGCAAACUACGAGUACUGCGUGUAUUGGAUCUUUCAUCUAGAUGGCACGAUUCAGCUUGAGAUCAAGCUUACUGGUAUUCUAAACACCUAUGCCAUGCUCCCAGGCGAAGAUACAAAGGGCUGGGGCACAGAGGUCUAUCCAGGUGUGAACGCUCACAACCACCAGCAUCUGUUCUGCCUACGCAUUGAUCCAAAUAUCGAUGGACCAAACAACACGGUCUUCCAAGUUGACGCUGUACAAGGCCCUGGUGAGGUCGGCAGUGUCGAGAACAAGUAUGGUAAUGCUUUCUACGCUAAGAAGACGAGACUAGAAACUGCGGGUACUUCAGCCUGCGAUUAUAAUGGCAACACUAGCCGAACUUGGGACAUGUCGAAUGAAAACAGGAUCAACCCGUACAGCAAAAAACCAGCCACUUACAAGCUCGUUAGCCGUGAAGUGCCACCACUUCUGCCUAAAGAGGGAGGCCUUGUCUGGAAGCGCGCUGGUUUUGCUCGCCACGCUGUGCACGUUACCCCUUAUGAUGAUUCGCAGAUUCACCCAGCCGGUCGUCACGUCCCGCAAACGUCGGGUGAACCAUCAGUAGGUCUACCGGCGUGGAUUGCAGCCAAUCCUUCCGCAUCACUUGUCAACACAGACGUUGUACUGUGGCACACUUUCGGACUCACCCAUUUCCCUGCUCCAGAGGACUACCCAGUUAUGCCGGCUGAGCCAAUGACUGUCCUUUUGCGUCCACGAAACUUCUUCCUGCGAAACCCAGCUCUUGAUAUCCCACCAAGCUACUCGAGCUGCCCGAGCGGCAAGGGCACGAAGACCCUCGUCGAUAAGCUGAGUGAAUUGGCCUUUGGCGAGAAGAAAUGUUCCAAGUGCUGAAUGUUCCCAUGCAGUCCUUUUGAGACGUUGUCGUAAUUAGCGAUAUCGUAUGACAGGCGAAUGGUGUUGCUGAUAACGACGGAAAAUAACUAGUCUUAGUUUCAGGUCCUUCUUAGUAAAUUCACAUAUCCAUUGUAUACCUCAGCAAAUGUGC
Molecule: messenger RNA, 2652 nt
Organism: Verruconis gallopava
Lineage: Eukaryota; Fungi; Ascomycota; Dothideomycetes; Venturiales; Sympoventuriaceae
Exons: 3
Coding region: 438-2498 (686 amino acids)
Biological process (GO): amine metabolic process
Molecular function (GO): copper ion binding; primary methylamine oxidase activity; quinone binding
Source: RefSeq, a predicted model, not a curated record